Messenger RNA from Puccinia triticina, 999 nucleotides. RefSeq lists its product as uncharacterized. The transcript is spliced from 4 exons. The record is from RefSeq and is a predicted model, not a curated record. Bases 1 to 999 code for a protein of 332 amino acids. Lineage: Eukaryota; Fungi; Basidiomycota; Pucciniomycetes; Pucciniales; Pucciniaceae.
AUGUGGCUUCCUCACUAUUUACUCGUUUUCGUCUCGAUUGGCCAGCUCGUAGCUAACACUUGCGCCUUCCUGUCCCCCGGAUCAAAAUUUUGGCGUCCGGAGAGGCACGCGCCGGCCGAAUUUUUGGCUGGCACCACCACAGGCUCAUUCCUGACCUUGCCCCAUGAACAAGCAAUCACCGCUUUCAAGACUGAGAUCGCCACUCUCAACACCCUCUUUCAAAAUUUGCGCGUUGGAGAUUUACGCCAUUACUCGAACCUCCAAAAAAACGCAUAUAAACAUCUGCACCAAGUCUUAAACUAUCUUCUGCACCAUCAUUCCAUGUAUCUGGAACAUCUAGAGCAGUGGUGCGGAGCACUCACCAAUAUAGCAAUUGAGAACGAGAGUGGAUUUGGACCGAUUUCUGAUUCUAUACUCUAUGCUUUUCAUACUCUCCAACUGAGACAUCGCCGCAAUACCCAUCUCACGGAGGCAUUACAUGGCAUGGUGAGUCGCCUUAUGCCUCAGCCAUCCGGUAUCUUGGUUAACGUCGGUUCAUGGGUGCCAUGGUCGCAUGAGCUCCGUCAUCCUCAUCUCGGUUUCACUCGGGAAUUUCUUUCAUGGGAACACCAUCUCAAGCAGGUGUCAUUGGAUGAACCGAGAUUAAGACCUCUAGGAGUAGCCAUCGAUGAAAAUAACACGGGAUACAUUACCCAAAACCUGAAAAAAAUCAUCAAAGAAAUCUUCUCGAUUGAACCAGCAAAUGACCUGUCGGCUGAAACUAGAGUAGCCUCAAUAGCUGUACUCGUUCAUUUGACGACAAAUUCAGCUAAUAAAUCUAUCAAGAAGGAAAGGGCUAAACUGAUGAAGUCACUCAUAACCAAAAGAAAGUGCUACUUCUUACUCAGUCAUGAACGCGCACUACUGGGAAGCUCGUUAAAAUCCCUCGGAUACAGCAGUCCAAUAAAUUUACCGGAGAAGAAGGUCAGCAAACGGGCGGUUUGCGACGUGAACAUCUGA